Molecule: messenger RNA, 5691 nt
Organism: Carassius carassius (crucian carp)
Lineage: Eukaryota; Metazoa; Chordata; Actinopteri; Cypriniformes; Cyprinidae
Product: phosphatidylinositol 4-phosphate 3-kinase C2 domain-containing subunit beta-like
Exons: 33
Coding region: 612-5372 (1586 amino acids)
Biological process (GO): phosphatidylinositol 3-kinase/protein kinase B signal transduction; phosphatidylinositol-mediated signaling; phosphatidylinositol-3-phosphate biosynthetic process
Cellular component (GO): phosphatidylinositol 3-kinase complex; plasma membrane; cytoplasm
Molecular function (GO): 1-phosphatidylinositol-3-kinase activity; phosphatidylinositol binding; 1-phosphatidylinositol-4-phosphate 3-kinase activity
Source: RefSeq, a predicted model, not a curated record
AUGUUUGAAGUAUGCCUCGUAUUGUGCUUUCGUGUAUAUAUGUAGCUUUAUGUAGGACUACAUGUCAUGGCAACACUUUGAAGUUGAUAUAUUUGUAUUAUAGAAUAUAUAGUCAUGUUCUCUUUUUACAACUUUGAAGGAAAGGUUUUUACGUACCACUGCAGUGUUUGAUGUCAAGCGUCAUGAUGGGAUGCAAUUACCCGUAUUUUCCACUAGAGUAUGCUAUUGUUCUUCUUAACCCAAAUCCUCUGGCUUUACACAUCCAAAGAGAACUGGCUGAGCUUUGAACUGAAGCCGAAAUCCACAGCGCAAGUCGGUCAGAUAAACAGAAGAGAGAGAGAGAGGGAAGGAAAGAGCGUGUGUCUCAUAUGGAUGAACAGAGGCGCACUCUUGAUUUGGCCCUGAUCUUCUGCUAGUGGACACCGGAAACGGCUGCCUGAUCACCGUCUAUCAAAGAACAACGAUUGAGCCUGAGAAUAAACGAAAAGGGCUAUGACACAGGCGCUCCAAAGGCCGUGCACACGAGCCUAAUGAACCGGUUGUGCAACUCGUAGUGCCAUCCAUCUCCUUUCUGCAUUCCUCCUGUGCUCUGCAGCACCCCCUACAGGAACAUGUCUGAGGCACAGACUCAAAGUGACCGGGAGCAGAGUUGGGGUUGCCUGGAAUCGCUUGGACUCAGCCAGAGGGAGCUGGUCUUAGCAGAGGCCCUGCAGAUGGAGUAUGACGCCCUUGCCCGCCACCGACAAGACAAGGGACCAGCAAAUACUCUACCUCCUGAAACCAGCAAGUCAUCACCCGCGAGGAGCGAGCCCUCCAUGCCUAGACCUAUUCCCAUUCCUCCUCGGAAUACUUUGCAGCAGGGCAUUUCUGGAUCUGACCCCAUGCUCAACCACGUUCAACCUGGAGUGUCAAACUUAUCGCGAUCCAGCGGUGAGUCUCACGGAUUUAGUAAGGAGCCUCGUUACAUCCUGGACGAAUGGGAAAGUGAUUUAGAAGGAACAGCCCAACUGUUGUCAAAAGGUCUGCCAUCUCUAGAUGAGCCCCCACCACCAGUACCGCCCAGAAAUCCCAUCCCCCAGAACGAUCCAUUCAUUGUCCAUCGAAGCUCAGCCCCACGGGAUGUCAACUUGUUCACUCCUGAGGUGGACCAGCCCAAGCUUUCCUCUGGAGACACUCUGAACUAUGAUAACCUCAAUGACUCCCUUAGCAAGCUAAAUGGGGAUUGGCUGUCACCUAAUAGAAGCCGGAGAGUAAAUGGGGACAAAUCAGGGAAGGCAGUAGCUCGCAGUAACACCCUUCCUCCUCAGGUUCCUCCUCGCACCUAUUUUCCAGCGCAGAAGAGUACUAGAAGCCAACGCAGAGUAUCAGUUGAUCCGGUAUCCCUGGGGUCCAGGCCAAAUGGCUUUGGUUAUGAGCUCUUUCAGGUGUCUGAAGAGAGAGAUGAAGAAGUGGCGGCCUUCUGUCAUAUACUUGACUUGCUACGAUCGGCAUACCCAUGCAAUGACUACUCAAAAAAUGCAGGCUUUGUUUGGAGUCCGUGUGUGGCACAAGAUGAACUGCAGCAGGGCCUGGGGGUCAGCAUAAAGGUCACGGUUUAUAGUGAACACUUCAGAGAACCACUCACAUUCUCUUGUGAUGGAUUAUCAACCAUAGACCUGCUGAUUUAUCAGACACUCUGCUAUGCCCAUGAUGACCUGGAUAUGAUUGACGUGGAUGACUACCUGAUGAAAAUCUGCGGUCAGGCAGAGUUCCUCAAAAACAACCAGACUCUGGCAAGCUUUGAGUACAUCCAGCAGUGUUUGAAGUUUGACUGGGACAUUCAACUUCUCCUUACCAAACGGAGUUCUGUCAAUAUGGAGCUGGCCCGAACGACAGAGGAUGAUGAUACUCCAUCUACCAUGAACCACAGUAUUCUACUGCAAGAGAGGCCAAUCAAACAGACUGUGACCAGGGAGGCACUGACUCUUCUCCUGGAUACCUUUCACAAUGAGGCUGAGUCUUUCCUUUUAUCAGAGGUUGAGUUGCCAUUGCAUGUGGAGCGGUUAGUGCAGUCUGUGAAGGCCUUGUGUUCUUCUCUAGCAGCUGUUGAAACACCUGACAUCACUGCUGCCUUAAACCAGCUGCCAGCUUGCCCAUGCAGACUACAACCUAAAGUGCAGAAGGAUGUCAGUGUCUUGGUGAAGAGAGAAAACCGAGUGGCAAUUGUGGAGAAGUUAACUGCAGCCAUCUUGGAUCUUGUGGAGCUGUACUGCAGCACUUUCAAUGCUAAUUUCCACACCAUGCCACACAGCAGCAGAUCCACAGCCCCCAUACAGGAAGCUGGAAUGGUCACCAAUGUGCUUUCCUUCAGCAUUUAUGCAGCUCAUCGCAUCCCUAUCACAUGGGCUGCCAGCUAUGAAAAUUUCUUCCUGUCCUGUUCUCUCACCCAUGGCGAUGUGGAGCUUUGUGCCCCCCAGCACACCAGUAAACAGGCGGUCAGCAAAUAUCUCUUCCACCUGGUGGUGUGGGACCAGAGAGUUUGCUUCCCCAUCCAGAUCAAUCAGUUACCGAGGGAGUCACAGCUGACUGUGACGCUAUAUGCCACCCCUCUACCGCCCCCUGGAGGUGCGGAGGAAAAGAGCAAGCAGAAACGCAGCAUGGAGGCUUUGGGUUGGGUCACCAUGCCCUUAUUCAACUUCAGACAUGUUCUGACAUGUGGGAGGAAGCUUCUGGGUCUCUGGCCUUCAACCCCCGGCAGUGGAAACGCUCGCUCCAGUAUGCCCAACUUCAGCCAGCCAGACAGCGUCAUCCUUCAGGUGGACUUUCCCACUUCUUCUUUCGAAGUGCGCUUCAGCACCCCCGCUCCAGCAGAGUUCAGCCCCCAGUACGAGUUCUCCCGUCUGGACCAGCUCAGCCAGAGACAGCUACAUGAUAUCUUGCACAAGAAGUCCCUUUUCUGGUUGACUCCAGAGGAUCGGCGUCUUUUGUGGGAGAAGCGGUAUUUCUGCCACGUGGAAGCCAGUCGUCUGCCACUGGUCCUGGCCAGUGCGCCCAGCUGGGAGUGGGCAUGUCUGCCUGACAUCUAUGCCCUGCUCCGCCAGUGGGGAUGCAUGAAUCACCUGGACACCCUCGGCCUGCUGAACGCCAUGUUCCCAGAUCAGGAGUGCAGACGGACCGCGGUACAAUGGAUGGACUCGAUCUCUGAUCCUGAGCUUUUGGAUUUCCUUCCUCAGUUAGUGCAGGCGCUGAAGUACGAGUGUUAUCUGGACAGCCACCUGGUGCGUUUUCUGCUGAGGAGGGCCAUCGGGGAUGUGCGCAUUGCUCACUACCUCUUCUGGUUGCUGAAAGAUACUCUUCAGGACUCUCAGUUUAGCGUGAGGUAUCAGUAUCUGCUGGCAGCUCUUCUCUGCUGUUCUGGUCGUGGUCUGAGGGAUGAGUUUGAUGGGCAAUGCUGGCUGGUCAACAUUCUGGCGAAAGUUGCCCAACGAGUUAGAGACUCUUCGCCUUCAUCCAGACAGGCUAUUCUCCGGGAGGGGCUGGAGGAGGUCAAACAGUUCUUCUCUAUCAACAGCACCUGUCGACUUCCCCUGAACCCGGGCCUGCUAGUCAAGGGCAUCAACAUACAGUCUUGCUCCUACUUCAACUCUAAUGCAGUGCCCCUCAAGCUCUCGUUCCAGAACCAGGAUUCUUUAGGAGACAACAUCAACGUCAUCUUUAAGUCUGGAGAUGACCUGCGGCAGGACAUGCUGACGCUCCAGAUCAUUCGGAUCAUGAAUAAGAUCUGGAUCCAAGAGGGACUUGAUAUGAGGAUGGUGAUCUUCCGCUGCUUCUCUACUGGACGAGGCAGAGGCAUGGUAGAGAUGAUUCCCAAUGCAGAAACCCUGAGGAAGAUCCAAGUUGAGCAUGGAGUGACUGGUUCCUUCAAAGACCGGACAUUGGCAGACUGGCUGCAGAAACACAACCCCACUGAGGAGGAGUAUGAAAAGGCAGUGGAAAACUUCAUCUAUUCGUGUGCUGGUUGUUGUGUGGCCACAUACAUUCUAGGAAUCUGCGACCGCCACAAUGACAACAUCAUGUUGAAGACCAGUGGACACAUGUUCCAUAUUGACUUCGGCAAGUUCCUGGGGCACGCACAGAUGUUUGGCAACAUCAAACGGGACCGGGCUCCUUUUGUGUUUACUUCUGACAUGGCAUAUGUCAUCAAUGGAGGUGAUAAGCCAUCCAGCCGUUUCCAUGACUUUGUAGACUUGUGUUGUGAGGCCUACAAUCUGAUUAGGAAACAUGCACAUUUAUUUCUCAACCUGCUUGGCCUGAUGCUCUCCAGUGGGAUCCCAGAGUUGUCUGAUGUGGAUGAUCUAAAAUAUGUUUAUGAUGCUCUGAGACCACACGAAUCAGAAGCAGAUGCCACCAUGCACUUCACCAGGCUCAUUGAGUCCAGUCUUGGCAGUGUGGCUACUAAGCUCAACUUCUUCAUCCAUAACCUAGCCCAAAUGAAGUUUGCAUCCUCUGAGGAGCGUCCCGUUCUGUCAUUUGCUCCACGCGUCUACACUCUAAAGAGUGAUGGUGUUAUUCGCAGCCUGUUUGUUUGCAGACAUAUCAAAACCUGUACUCCAAGCAAAGGCUAUUCUUAUGUUGUGAAAGUGGAGCGGGAAGGUCAACAGGGGUCAACUUUAGUCCAAAGGACAUUUGAGGAAUUCCAUGAACUUCACCGUAAACUGCAGCUCAUCUUUCCUUCUUCAAAACUACCAAGCUUCCCCAGCCGCUUUGUGAUUGGCCGGUCUCGAGGCGAGGCCCUGGCAGACAGGAGAAAAGAGGAGCUAAAUGGAUAUGUUUGGCACUUGAUCCAUGCAGCUCAAGAGGUGGCACAGUGUGAUCUGAUCUACACCUUCUUUCACCCUCUACAAAGAGAUGAACGGGCAGGAAGUGUAGGAACUGUUGUUAAUACUCUCCAUAAUAAACCAGCAGAUGUGUCCUGGGCUCCUGUGCCCGGUACAGUGGCAGGUGAAGUGAAGCUCUCAAUUCUGUACAAGAGUGACAAGCUUUUCAUUAUGGUGAUGCACAUAAGAGGUUUGCAAUCCUUGCAGGACGGAACAGAUCCUGAUCCAUACGUCAAAUUGUACCUCCUCCCAGACCCUCAGAAAACUAGCAAAAGGAAGACCAAGGCAGCCCGGCGAACAUGCAACCCCACUUAUAAUGAGAUGCUGGUGUAUAACAAGAUUCCACGUGGUGAUUUGCAGCAGAGAACCAUUCACCUGCGGGUGCUGAGCGAGGGUGCAUUCUGGGAGAACACAUUGCUGGGUGAAACCAUCAUCCAACUGAAGGACCUCACCCCGGGCCAUCGCUGGGUUGGCUGGCACCAGCUUGGUGCUAGAGGCUCUGACAUAAACCGCUAAGACUUGUGCUGAAGUGAAGGAUUCUGCUUGUGUCCUUCGAUGUGCAUGUGUUUGUGUCUGUCUUUGCUUAUGGGUUGGGAGUUGGAGAUGCCCAGCUGCUCAGAAGGCUGUUUCCCCCAGUGGGGGUUUGUGUUUGAUGAUUCUCCUACCCAGGAGACGUGUAGACUCGGUGAUGGAGUGUUAUCACUUGAUACUGUUCUGGUGGGGUACCGUGCACCACGUGAACCAGAUUCUGGAUUUAUAAAAACGUUUCUUGGUGGACAAAAACCAUUUGGUGACACAAGGAUUGGUAGAAAGAAUAUAUAAAGAAUAAAUGACU